AUGGUGUCUCUCUUGCUCGCCGUCUUCCUGCUGAACGUGGUGAUCCAUCUUAUCAACACACUCGGAGCUGCGACUAUCAACGAGCUGCUCCCUACCCCGACGGCGAAAGAUGCACAAAACUCGGCACGACUCAAGAAGGAGGUGGUGCGUUUGAAGCGCGAGAUGAAUGCUGUCAGCGCACAAGACGAGUUUGCCAGAUGGGCCAAGCUGCGCAGAACGCACGACAAAGCUGUCGCCGACUAUGAAAAGAGCUACACCAAGGCCAAGUUCGACAAGACGGCCAACGCCCUUCGCUGGUUGGGUACGAACGGCAUGCGCUACCUCCUGCAGUUCUGGUUCUCACGUCAAGCACUGUUCUGGUUACCCCAAGGCUGGGUCCCUGGCUACGUCGAAUGGCUCCUCGCAUUCCCUAGAGCACCCAAGGGCAGCAUCAGCAUCCAGCUCUGGGGCAUUGCAUGUGCGAGCGUCAUCUCCAUGUCCAGCGAAGCCAUCGUCGCUCUGUAUGUGCUGGUUACUAAGCGACCCGACAUGCAGACAGGAAAGCAAGAGCAGGAGCCACAAGCAUUCAAGAGUGGUGGAGCAGAGAAGAAGGAAUUGUAA
This is a messenger RNA of Aureobasidium musti, 600 nucleotides long. Lineage: Eukaryota; Fungi; Ascomycota; Dothideomycetes; Dothideales; Saccotheciaceae. The record is from the annotation of a GenBank genome assembly.